GGAGUUCGCUGGUAUUUCCAAUUCAUAUCUUUUUGAUAAAGCAUCGUGUAGAUCUCGGGAUUUUAUCAGACAUAUGCGGCUCUAUCAAAGUUAUAUAUACUCACUUUUUUCUCUUAUUAUUUAAUCCAAAGUGGCACUGGGACUUUAACAUCAAUAUAGCGUGUGUAAAACUGUGUAAAACCAACCAGUUGGAGGAGUUUUAACAUAAUUCAGGUAUAUAAUACUGGGUGACAACAAAAGACCUGACGCCUUCGCAUCCGGAAGUGAUUUACAGACGGCAAUAUACUUCCUGGUCUGGUAGGCAAAACACUGCAGGAAUGAGGGAAGAUCAAAGUAUCCUUAAUCGUGAUGAAGAAAGCCACAGAACAAACACAAAACGAGCAUGGACUUUUGUGGAAGUUUUAGGCCUUUUAUGUCCCAUAUUGCUCUUCUGGAGAAUUUGGACGUUUUGUCAAAACUCAAGAAAGGGUUGCAGAUACAAACGACCAGGACAGGAAUAUGAACCGGUCAACGACGACCUUGAUACUCAAACCAAGCUACAGGAGGCAAACAAACGGUUAAACACACAGACAGAUGAAAAUGCUGUGCUCCAAAACAGGAUAGAUGAACUUCAGUCGGAAAAUCGUGAAAUGAAGCAUGCACUAGAAGAAAGGGACAACAAAAUCGUCAAACUAGAGCAAGAAAAAGAAAUACUCGAAAAGGAGAAGGAAGAUGCUUUGAAUAGACUUGUGGAAGAAAAAGACAACGAAAUUGGCAAACUACAGAAUGAAAAAGCAAUACUCGAAAAGGAGAAGGAAGAUGCUUUGAAUAGAGUAAGUCAACUGGUGUCCGUCAAACUUCGAGACAACAACCCAAACAUUGUUGACCUGAGUGACCACUACAGACCCACGAAGCUGGCCGAGAUAUUCAGUGAGUUGUACGACAACGAGUGGACUGCUGCUUACACAUUUUUGGAGGACAAAUUUGAACCAGAACAAAUCGAUUCCUUCCUUCUAGACAUUGUAAUGGAAUCCUACACCUUCUGCAAUGAAAAGGCAGAGUCGUCUUGGUCCUAUGUAACACAAUGGUUUUUGCCUAAGGGUGCACAUAACGCACAAACAGUAAGAAAGUCUCUGAAAGAAGGCCAAAAACUGCAAGCACCGACUCUGGUUUCUCAGUUAGGAGAGGAGUUUUGCGACCAUAUUAAGACGAAAUGUAGUGUUGAGCAACUACGCAGUGUCUUGGAUAACAAAGAACUGGCAGAGUACGUACACCUCUGCGUCAAAGUAUGCUUCUUGAUGGCUGUGAACGACCCUCCAGUUAUCAUUGAAUGUCCAAACAGAGGGAAACCUGACAUAAAGUUUAACAGAGAAGAAUUCAAGGAGUAUACAACACGAGGACCCUUCCUUGCUUUCUAUGUAUGGCCCCUAAUCAGACUACACGCUGGUGGCCCUCUUUUGAGCAAGGGGGUUGCACAAGGGGCAAAUGAUCCAGCCACUCGAGUUGCCUGGACAUGGAGCACAUAAAUACAUACCAUCUUUCUUGUCCUGUAUUUCUCGAACAAUCUCAAUUUCUUACGGAGUUCUUAAACCUUAAAUUAUGUGUAUAUUGCAAAAGAAAACAAAACUACUAUUUAAAUAUUUCUUUUUUUAUUUCUAUUUGGAUUUACUUUGGUUUUCAAUAUGUAUUACGAAUCUGUAUGUGUACUGUCUUAUUGUCAAUUUCAUACCAAAAAAACUUGUCUACAACUUAACGUCUUCAAGUAAUUACUUAAGCAAAAAUAAUAAAUGUUCAGUUCUUUUACCAACAAUCUAUUUCAACAUAAUAUCUGAGAUAAUACGAUCAUAACAGCAUUAAAAUACUUUAAUCAAACCAAGUAACGUUAGAAAGGUGAACUGAGUUAGUAAAUGGGUAGGCACUAAAGUAGUUGAGGAGAAACUAAGGGCUGAAAAUGCCUGUAUAGAAUUGGAAUUACUCUCUGUCCUUAAAGUAUUUACAGUGUGUCUUUGAUUACAUUUUCACAAUCUAUAGAUCAACUAUAUAAAUAUAUUUUAUUUAUUUAUUAUGCCCCCCUUUGAAGAAGAGGGGUAUAUUGCUUUGCACAUGUCGGUCGAUCGGUCGGUCCGUCGGUAGACCAAAGCUUGUCCAAGUGAUAACUCAACAAUUCCUUGACCUAUGGUCAUCAAACUUGAUAUGGAAGUUGGGAAUUAGAUGGGGGUCAAAGGUCAAGGUCACAGUGACCUUUAAUGGUAAAAUAAUUUUAAAGCUUGUCUAAGUGAUAACUCAACAAUGCCUAGACCUAUGGUCAUCAAACUUGAUAUGGAAGUUGGGCCUGACCAGUAGAUAUACUGUAGUACCCAUAUUGUUUUGGGGUUAGCUUUGGGUUGUCCGGGUGAUAACUCGACAAUGCAUGCAACUAUGGCCCUCAUACUUGACUUGUAGGUUGGGCCUGACCAGUAGAUGACCCCUAUUGGAGGUUAUCGGGCCAAAGGUCAAGAUCACAGUGACCUGGAAUGGUGAGAGGUUGUCCGAGUGAUAACGCGAAAAUGCCUGCACUCAUGGCCCUCAAACUUGACUUUGAUGUUGGGCCUGGCCAGUAGAUGGCCCCUAUUGAUUUAAGGAGUCAUUGGACCAAAAGUCAAGGUCACAGUGACCUUAAAUGAUAAAAGAUUGUCCUGGUGAUAACUCAACAAUGCCCGCACCCAUGGCCCUCAAACUUGACUUGGAGGUUGGGCCUGACCAGUAGAUGACACCUAUUGAUUUUAGGGGUCAAGAGUCAGAGUCACAGUGACCUUGAAAACAAACUCGACUAUUCAUCGACCUUUGGUCAUCAAACUUGACAUGAAGGUUGGGCCUGACCAGUAGAUGACCCCUAUUGACUUUGGGGAUCAUCGGGCCAAGGUCAAGAUCACAGUAACCUUUAACACAAAAUAGUUAACAAAUCUUCUCCCAUUGAUAUAUCAACAAAGCCUGAACCUAUGAUCAUCAAACUUGACAAGGAUGUUGGGCCUGACCAGUAGAUGACCCCUAUUGAUUUUAGGGCUCAUCGGGUCAAAGGCCAAGGUCACAUUGACCUUUAAUGGUAAAAUAAUUUUAAAGGUUGUCCGAGUGAUAACUCGACAAUUCCUGCACCCAUUGCCCUCAAACUUGAUUUUGGAGUUGCAUCUGACCUGUAGAUGACCCCUUAUGAUUUUAGGGGUCAUCGGGUCAAAGGUCAAGGUCACAGUGACCUUGAACGAAAAAGGUUUGUCUGUGUGAUAACUAGACAAUGCCAGCACCCAUGGCCCUCAAACUUGACAUUUAGGUUAUUUGUGACCAGCUGAUGACUCCUAUGGAUUUUGAGGUCUGAGGUCAUGGUCAUUACACACUAUCCUCACACUUGAAUGGUCAUUCUCUUAAAACUGCAUUAACGGCACCCAAUGUCAGUGACAAAUCAGCUGUCAUUUCGGUCUAUGCAUAUUUCAUUCAAUUGUCCGUAUAAUCCUGACAACAUGGCGCUCAGGGGGGCAUAAUGUUUGACCACGAUCUCUUGUUUAUUUUUUAAUUACUUUAACAAUACGAUUUUUAGUUUCAUCAGUGAUUAAGCAUGUGGAAGUUUAAUAGAAUAUUUUCUGUUUACUAUAACAGCCAGGGUAGCAUUAAAUUUUGACCCCGUUGAAUAUUGACCCUAGUGGUCAUUUUUAAUGGAUUACUGUCAAUUUUCAAGUUGAAUACUGACUCGUCCGUUAAAUACUGACCCUUCGUCUAGUGAAAAGGUGACUCUCGUUGUAAACUGAAUAAGGAUAGAAUUCACUAUCAAACUUUGUCCAUCCUAUGGCCAUCCUUCAUUGAAUGUAUUGAUACUGUAUGUUGGCUAUUUAUAUCACGCAAUCCGAUUAGCUGCAUCCAAUUAAGACCAGUAUUGAAUAUCACCAAAACUACAGAAGGGUCGUUGUUCAACGUUGAAAACUGGGCCAUAUAGCCCCAUGCAAGUAAUGCAGUUGUUGGAAAAUGUUUUUGCAUAAUUCAAAGGCCAUAUCACUGCUAGUGCUAGUCAGAAAAAAAUGUUGAUACUGCUUAACUAAUUAUAACAUGUUGAUUUCUGUAUAGUUUAAUUAAAUAUAGUGAUAGCGC
This is a messenger RNA of Mya arenaria, 4092 nucleotides long. RefSeq lists its product as uncharacterized. The record is from RefSeq and is a predicted model, not a curated record. Gene Ontology annotation, biological process: mitochondrial protein catabolic process; mitophagy by internal vacuole formation. The transcript has 10 exons. Lineage: Eukaryota; Metazoa; Mollusca; Bivalvia; Myida; Myidae. Gene Ontology annotation, cellular component: mitochondrial outer membrane. Bases 318 to 1505 code for a protein of 395 amino acids.